AAUAGAUAUGACGGGGGAGAGAGGGACUGGUAAUCCGAUGAAGAAUACUCGAAUUUCGAUAAGAUUUGUAUUGUCUGAAAAUUCGAGAUUCAUAAAGUGGAAGUGGGGUGGAGGCCAAGGGACACGCUGGCUCGCUCUACUCGUCCAUCGCAUCUGCUGCUCCGAAUCGCUGUUCACCAAUAAAGAAUUUGUUGAUGACUGGAGUGGAGGUUAAAAAUACCAAACUUGCAAUCUGGGAUGGUUUUAUUUACACCUUUAUCUUUACAAAGAUGGGAUUUUGGACACGCCGAGGCCGAAUGGAGGGCUAGGAUGUGAGAGCCUCGAAUGAUGCUUUUCUCUGCAGGGGGUCUCAGAUUUUGAAAGGUAAAGGAAGAAAAAGAAAAAAGCCAAGUUGGACUCGUCAAAGCCAAUCAUUUUGAAAGGGCUUGAAAUCCAGAACUGGAAUGGAAACACAUUGCUUUGGGGAGAGGGGAUUCUUGAAUCUCGUAAUCUGUUUCUGUCUGCCUGUCUGUCUUUGGAAAAAGCAGAGAUUUAGAUUGGAUCGGCCUGGUUCUUCUGGAAAACCGAUCAUGGCCCCACUUUUCCUCUGCAUAUAUAACCGAGCAGAGCUGAUCAUCUUCUGCUGGGCCUUCCAUUUCUUUUAUCUUCCUUCGUUUCUUCUGCUGGAAUUCCAAUUUCCAGUCAUGGAGACAGUUGAAUUCAAAGUAGACAUGGUCGGAAUCCACGAGAAAAGGCUUAGAAAAUGCCUGUCCAAGUUGAGAGGGGUGGAGAAGGUGGAGGUGGACGGGAACAGCCAGAAGGUGGCGGUGACCAGCUACGUUCACCGGAACAAGAUACUGAAAGCGAUUAGGAGGGGCGGCCUGAAGGCGGAUUUCUGGUCGGCGCAGAACGAGCUCCUUAAUGCCUACGCCACCGCCACCGCCACCGCCACUUACGGCGGCUUCUUCAGAUUCAACGCCUUCUUUUAGAAUCCUUCGCGCCGGAGACGUCUUUUUCUUUAUUUUGCCUUUUUUUGGGGAGGGUGUGUAUGGUAUAGCUAUAGUGAGGCUCUCUGUUUGCAUCUUCGUAAUUAUUUUAUUUGUUCUUUAAUAGCAAUGCCCACGGAAAUAGGGUGUAGGACCAUAUUAUAUAAAAUGAAAUCG
This is a messenger RNA of Momordica charantia (bitter melon), 1142 nucleotides long. RefSeq lists its product as uncharacterized. The record is from RefSeq and is a predicted model, not a curated record. Gene Ontology annotation, molecular function: metal ion binding. Lineage: Eukaryota; Viridiplantae; Streptophyta; Magnoliopsida; Cucurbitales; Cucurbitaceae.